ACUAGUGAAGAAUUUCUAAGCAUGGAACUAAGCACCCCAGCCUGGAGGACUAACAACACAGCGAUGAAUGAAAGUGACGACUAUCAGCAUUUAUACUGUGCCACAGAGAUCUUUACCCUGAAUGUCCUUAGAGUCAUCGUUGCCCUGGCUGGGCUGGCAGGAAAUGCCAUAGUUCUGUGGCUUCUGGGUUUCCACAUGCACAGGAAUGCCUUCUCUGUUUACAUCCUCAACCUGGCUGGGGCUGACUUCCUCUUCCUCUUCUUUCAGACUCUGUAUUCUCUGAAGGGAAUACUUUAUCAUGUCCAUGCAAUAUUUAUUGGCUUGCCCAUCUAUUUGCUUACGGUGUCAAAUUUUGCUUAUCUUUCAAGUCUGAGCAUGCUCAGCGCCAUUAGCACUGAGCGCUGCUUGUCUGCCCUGUGGCCCAUAUGGUACCGCUGUCGAAGACCAAGACGCACAUCAGCUGCCAUGUGUGCCCUGCUCUGGGCCUUUUCUCUGAUACUGAGCCUCCUGGAAGGGAAUGCAUGUGGUAUCUUCUUUGGCAGUUCUCUUUCCGCUUGGUGUGAGAGAUUGGAUUUCAUCACUUUUGCUUGGUUGAUCGUUUUACUUGUGGUCCUCUCGGGGUCCAGCCUGGCCCUGCUGCUCAGGGUCUUCUGUGGCUCCCACAGGAUUGCUGUGACCAGGCUGUAUGUGACCAUUGCCCUCACGGUACUGGUCUUCCUGCUCUUUGGCUUGUCCUAUGGGAUCUACUGGUUCCUCUUAGGUUGGAUUGGGGAGCUUUAUAGGGUUUUCCCUUGUAAUGUUUAUCAAGUGACAGCAUUCCUAUCCUGUGUUAACAGCUGUGCCAAUCCCUUCAUUUACUUCCUUGUUGGCUCCAUUAGGCAUCACCGAUUCCAGAGGCAGACUCUGAAGAUGCUUCUGAGGAGAGCCAUACAGGACACUCCUGAGGAGGAAGGUAGAGAGAGGAGUUCUUCUGGACAGGAAACAGUCUAGUGGAGCAGCUGGCAACUUUGUCCUUGGCCAUGUAGACAAUUUUUAUACCCUUCUCAAUU
This is a messenger RNA of Phodopus roborovskii (desert hamster), 1049 nucleotides long. RefSeq names its product mas-related G-protein coupled receptor member X2. Bases 22 to 990 code for a protein of 322 amino acids. Gene Ontology annotation, biological process: G protein-coupled receptor signaling pathway. Gene Ontology annotation, cellular component: membrane. Gene Ontology annotation, molecular function: G protein-coupled receptor activity. The transcript has a single exon. Lineage: Eukaryota; Metazoa; Chordata; Mammalia; Rodentia; Cricetidae. The record is from RefSeq and is a predicted model, not a curated record.